UUGCCCUGAUAAAAUGCAUGAAGAAACUGGGGAAAUAGAUGGCAUCCAGAAGGUACAACAACAAUUAUUUCAAACUUAUAUAUGGUGCUGUGCAGUUAAUGACCUGGGCAGAGAAUGCACCAACCUCUUCACAAUAGAUUUAGGUGAAAGACAAGCAGCACCUUUACCUGAAUUACUUCUCAAAGUCGGGGAACCGUUGCUGAUCAGAUGCAGAGCUGUUCACCGUAAUUAUAAAUUUGGAAUAAAAUUGUCUUUUGAAAGCAAAGACGUUGAGCAGGAUCGCCAGUUUGAAGGAUUAGAAUAUCAAACAGAUCACUCGGCAAUUCGGAUCCGGUAUGCGUUUGCUUCAGCGGCAGGAAGAAGUGAUACUGGACGUUAUACCUGUUCUUCUACCGUCCAUCCGAAUCAAACUGCUUUAGUUACGGUUUUAGAAAAGGGAUUUAUAAAUAUAACCGAUUCUAAAGAAGAUUUUGAAAUUGGUGAGGAAGAGUUCUGCUUUGAAGUUAACUUUACAGCAUAUCCACCAGUUAGAUGCAUGUGGCUAUUUUACCAAAAAACAUUUCCAUGUAAACAAAGUUACAAUGCGGAUGGACGCAGUAUUUCAUCAAAGUUCUGCAACCACCAGCACCAGUCUGGGAUAUAUGUAUUUUAUGCGGAAAAUGAUGAUACCGUCACGACAAAAAAAUUCACGCUGUCCGUGAGAAGAAAGCCUGACGUAACGAUGCAGUUGUUGUUCAAGCAGAUCUCCUGCGUCGCUGACAGUUACCCUGCCUCAUCCUGGGUUUGGAGGAAUUGUCCUGAACUCAACUCAUCCAACUGUACGGAAGAAAUCACUGAGGGGAUUCACAACUUCUUGCCCCAGAGGAGAUCCCUGGGGUCGUGGAUUUCAAGCAGCGCAUUAGAUGUUGAGGAGACAACCACCACCUUCUCCGUGGAGUGCUGUGCAAACAACUCUGCCGGUUCAGCCUGCGAAAAGAGUUUCAUUAAUCUGUCAGUUGCAGGAGCUGUUUCUUCCCCGCCGGACAAUGCUGCAUUUUACGUCUCUGUUGGAUUUUUCCUCCUAUUGAUCACUUUUUUGUUUGUAUUCAUUUUUCACAAAUACAAAAAGCAAUUUAAAUACGAAAGCCAGUUGCAAAUGAUACAGAUGGUAGGCCCAUUGGAUAACGAGUACAUCUACAUCGACUUCCGAGAAUUUGAAUAUGACCUCAAAUGGGAAUUUCCCAGGGAAAAUCUGGAAUUUGGAUGCGUCCUUGGUUCUGGGGCUUUUGGGAAAGUGGUGAAUGCGACAGCUUAUGGAAUUAGCAGGGCAGGAGAUUCAGUCCAGGUCGCAGUCAAAAUGCUCAAAGAAAAACCUGAGGCUUCAGAAAAAGAUGCUCUAAUGUCUGAGCUGAAAAUGAUGACUCACAUUGGAAGCCAUGAAAAUAUCGUGAAUCUACUAGGAGCUUGUACUGUGUCAGGACCAAUCUACUUGAUAUUUGAAUACUGUUGCUAUGGUGACCUUCUGAACUACUUAAGGAGCAAGAGAGAAAAGUUUCACUGGACACUGACGGAUCUUUUUAAACAGCACAACUUCAGCUUUUACCACAAUAUCCAUUUGGACCAAAAUUCCAGGAAGGGAACUCACCUGACGUGCAGUGUGAGUACGACUCUAUGCAGAGAGGAUGAAUUUGAAAUUGCACAGAGAAGUCAAAACGUAAAUGUGACAUCUGGAUCGAAUGGGACUGUGCUGUAUUCUGAGGAAGAUAAAAUUAAGCACGCAAGCAGACAGGUGGAUGAAGAAGAGGAUUUUAAUGUGCUCACUUUUGAAGACCUUCUUUGCUUCUCAUAUCAAGUCGCCAAAGGAAUGGAGUUUCUGGAGUCCAAAUCGUGCAUUCACAGAGACCUGGCUGCCCGGAAUAUACUAGUGACCCACGGAAAAGUGGUGAAAAUAUGUGACUUUGGCCUUGCCAGAGACGUAGUAAACGACUCCAACUACAUUGUCAGGGGCAAUGCGCGUUUACCAGUUAAAUGGAUGGCUCCUGAGAGCUUGUUCGAGAGGACGUACACAAUGAAGAGUGAUGUCUGGUCUUAUGGAAUAUUACUAUGGGAAAUAUUCUCUUUGGGUGUAAAUCCCUACCCUGGUAUUCAGGUUGAUACAAACUUCUACAAAUUAAUACAAAGUGGAUUUAAAAUGGACCGACCGUAUUAUGCUACAAAAGAUAUCUAUCGCGUGAUGCUGUCCUGUUGGGCCCUUGACUCCAGAAGAAGACCCUCUUUUUCUCAGCUGGUUUCCUCUCUUGCCGGUCAGCUGGCUGAGGCAGAAAGAGCAGUUUACCAGAAUAUGAAGAAAAAUGUUCCUACACGCAAUUCCAGCAUCAAAACUAAACCACGUGUAAGCAGGGAUGAGGAAUCUCUGCUAUCCCCGACUGUGCUCCAGGAUGAAGACUCUCGGGUUGAAAAAUAG
Messenger RNA from Cariama cristata (Red-legged seriema), 2443 nucleotides. It is a transcript of the gene FLT3, whose product is annotated as fms-related tyrosine kinase 3. Gene Ontology annotation, molecular function: ATP binding; transmembrane receptor protein tyrosine kinase activity. The annotation marks the transcript as partial. The record is from RefSeq and is a predicted model, not a curated record. Gene Ontology annotation, cellular component: signaling receptor complex. The transcript has 19 exons. Gene Ontology annotation, biological process: cytokine-mediated signaling pathway; cell surface receptor protein tyrosine kinase signaling pathway; B cell differentiation. Lineage: Eukaryota; Metazoa; Chordata; Aves; Cariamiformes; Cariamidae.